Molecule: messenger RNA, 1230 nt
Organism: Clavispora lusitaniae ATCC 42720
Lineage: Eukaryota; Fungi; Ascomycota; Pichiomycetes; Serinales; Metschnikowiaceae
Source: RefSeq, a predicted model, not a curated record
AUGUCAGAUGACUUGAGGCUCUUCUCGGACUGCAUAAUACCACGAGUCUGUUCUUCCGUUGUAGUGCACACAUACACAAGUUUCUUGUUCUGGCCAUUUUGUAAACACCCACCUCCAUCUUACUUUGGAGCGUUGGCACCAGCACCCGCCUUUUUCAGCCAUUUGUUUUCUUCCUCCUUGCAAAUGUCGUCGCCGGUAGAUUUGUCGGUAGACACAUCGCAUCUUGCUGACGAGUUCCAACUUCAGUCAGACGAUAUCUUUCUUGACAAUCUCUCGUCUAGCCCAGUGAAAAAGCAAGGACUGGUGUAUGAGGCAGCGGAGGCGCUUUCUACCUUGGCAACGCCCAACUUGCGUUGCGAUUUUGCCCCGGCAAACGAGUUGUUUCAAGUGACUACACAUUUGCGCCGGGAAAGAGACAUUUCUUCCUCCGACAAUCUCCACCACAACAAGAUUGAAAAAUUAUUGCGCCAGCUUGAAAACACGAAUGAGAGCUUUGAGCUUGACGACCAACUACGAACGCGUGUUUUCAAAGGCCGUUUCACCCGCAAGGACACUUUGGACGCGCUAGAACUUCAUCUCGACUCAUAUCUACAAGGUAAGGAGAACAGCCCGGAAAACAUCAAUGCAACUCCCCUGAGCGCUAACGAAAACAAGGAGAACCACAUUGAACCCCUGAAACGCAAGCUACGGCAGCCUUUGCAUGACACAAAGCGACUCCGAGGCUCUACUUCGGUGCCGGUGCUCCAAGCUCUUCCAAACGUGCUCAACGGGGCUCAACGCGAGCUGCAGCUAUCAUCUCAGCGACCAACACAGCGAUCGCCGCAGCGAAUUUGUGUGCCUAGGCGCCGUGCUGCUCCCCCAAAACCGGCAUUGCGGCCGCUGAACGACCUCAAUAUUUUUCUAGUCAAUUCUCUGACAGGCAUGGUCAACGAUGCGACGCAGUUUGGAACCGAGUUGAAUGCAUCCAACUGCGAGGGAUUCCCUAUGCCUGAAGAUGUCAAUGAGGUGGUUCAAAUCCCGACCAACGAGACGGUGCCGGCGAGCGCCAAACAGAAAAUGGCUAUAAUCAAAGCUUUCCAUAGCAAGCGGUUUCCGAUCGCAGGCGACGGCGGAACGCGGGGCUUCUACACAAAGCAAGAAUCUGACGAGUACAAACAGAAAGGAAAAACGCUGGGGGCACCACGCGACGGCAAACGUCAUGUUCGGUGGGCUGAGGACUUAGAGUGGUGA